Molecule: messenger RNA, 2788 nt
Organism: Engraulis encrasicolus (European anchovy)
Lineage: Eukaryota; Metazoa; Chordata; Actinopteri; Clupeiformes; Engraulidae
Gene: cxxc5b
Product: CXXC finger protein 5b
Exons: 3
Coding region: 619-1470 (283 amino acids)
Cellular component (GO): nucleus
Molecular function (GO): zinc ion binding; methyl-CpG binding
Source: RefSeq, a predicted model, not a curated record
AGUCCACUUCGGUUUUUGUGAGAAGCUCCAAAAAUCUAUGAAAUGUGUUUGCAUGUUCUCCUCGGCAAGCGGGGAUGUGGAGGUGGGAUAGUGAACAGCGAAAGGUUGGAGGAGCCCACGCGCUCGUUUUCGGACAAAGUACAUUUUAACAGCGUCUCGCCUUCCUGCCUCACCAGGGAGCUCAUUUCAGCGGAAUGCACAAGACUCUUCCUCGGCGUGGAAUCAGUUCGGUUCGAUUCUUUCGUCUCUUUUUUUAAGCUGAAUCUCCGCAGCGGGAGCAAAGCCGGACCGCUCGGACGGAGCUGCCCUCCCCUCGCCUCGCCAGUGUGUUGGGACGAGGAUCAUGGUGAGUGCAUAGGGGCUCUGGGCUGAUCAGUGGUGGUUGCAGGUAUCAGCACUCCCACCCCUACAUCCCUUCUGUGUUGUUUUUCUCAGAAGAGGCCCACAGCUUCCCCUUCCCCUUUCUUUCUCUCUCACUCUCUCUCUCUCCCUCUCUCUCUCUCUCUCUCUCUCUCUCUCUCUCUCUCUCUCUCUCGUUUGUUGUUUUUGCCUGCUGUCUCUUUCUCGUCUUUUUUUCUGGCUGCCUCUCUGCCCCCUCUCCUUUCCCCGCGCUGGACCAUGUCUGGCAGUGGGGGGGCCACCCAGGGACCCCAGACUGCAGUGGACCUUCCUCCAAUGAGCCCCUCCUCCCCGUCCUCCAUGGUGGAGCGCCGCAACCGCAGCGGCAUCAUCAGUGAGCCGCUCAGCAAGAGCUUGAAACGCUCGCGCACACUGACGCCAGCCUCCGCUAACAACACAGACGCCAGCAGCCAUGGCGGCCAGGCAACAAAGCCAUCGUCAGACCCCAGCAUGAGCAGGCUGUCGGCGGGGAGCGUGAAACUAGACAGGGGGGCUCUGCUUUCGGGCCUGCUGGACUCACCCAGUGGCCUCCACCUGGCACAGGCAGCUGAGCUGCUGAGGUGCGCUGGCAUGCUGAUGCCCCUAGGGGGCACUGAUGCCAACAACAUACCCAUGGGCGGAGUCACGGGGGUGACCCCUAGCGACCUCGAAAGUGUGGCGGCGUCAACGGCGACGGACUCUGUGGUGGGCAGCCUGUCGGACUUCCCGUUGCUAAGCAACGGCUUCCCGCUCCACCCGGGCCUGUUCAUCAUGACGCCGGCCGGAGUGUUUUUGGCCGACGGGACGUUCCUUGGGGGCGGAGCCGGCAUGGCAGGGGCCGAACACCAUCAGCAGGCCCAAAGCGACCUGUCGGGCGUCACCAAUGGCAACAGCAAGAAGAAACGCAAGCGCUGCGGGAUCUGUGAACCCUGCAGGAGGCGGGUGAACUGCGAGCAGUGCAGCAGCUGCCGCAACCGCAAGACCGGCCACCAGAUCUGCAAAUUCCGCAAGUGUGAGGAGCUCAAGAAGAAACCAUCAGGGGCCGUGGAGGUGAUGCUGCCAACCGGUGCACCCUUCCGAUGGUUCCAGUAGGACUCACCCAAAGAACUGCCAAUCAAAUUGUAACCGGCCAAUGCUGUUUCAGAACCUGUAGGCCAUGCACACUGGUUGGACAAGCUAGUAAUAAAGUGAAUGAAUACUCAAGACUGCAAAUGGGAGGCGGCGUGGAGAGGAGGGACUCUCCUGAACCAAAAAUGAACUUCAAAUUUGAUGACCUGGAAGUCAUCUGGAACAUUCCUUGUUUUUCUACGUUCCGCAUUGGAAUCAUUAUGCGUUUUUCUCUCCAAAGACAAAAGGUUGUCUUUCGGAGAAUGUGGAGUUGUUCACACCCAGAUGAAGCGCAAAAUAAUAAGGACAAUCAGUUUAUUGUUUUUCUUUGAGCUUGUUUGUUUGUUUGUAUGUGUUUUUGUGUUUUUUGCUGUCCAGAUGUGACAAGAAGCAUACUUGCAUUAGAGAAUGUACAUUUACUGCUCUUUUUUUUAAGAAAAACAGAAAAGAAGAGAAAGACAAACGCCGGCUCAUUAUUACUAAUGACAAGAAGGCUCUGACCCAUGUUAGCUACAGUACUGUAUGUGAGUUCCAAAGGCUUCCCCAUGCUAGGGCUGCCAAUAGUACAGAGGGCUUCAGUUGAAUGACACAUCAUUUCAGUCUACAGCAAACAGACGCACACUCACACACACACCAACCGUUAUAUCUUUGUGGGGUUCUUGUGGGGCCCUUCCUAUCUUUGUGGGAGCCUUCCAUUCAUAUUAACCCUAGCAAUAGCUAAAGAGUGAUAAACUGUGCCCAAACCAAAACAAUCCAUAACCCUAACCUGUCAGAGAGGAAAUGUUUGUACUUUUACCAGUAACAACAAGACUACCCCAACAGGGGUCAAAACAUGUGGGCUCCAGGAUUUCGGCCCCACAUGGAGCGAGGGCCUCAGCAUGUGGGUGUGCUCCAAUAGCAGUGGCCUCACAAAGGUAGAUUGGUGCAGUGCACACACACACACACACACACACACACACACACACACACACACACACACACACACACACACACACACACACACACACACACACGCAUACACACACACACACACACACACACACACACACACACACACACACACACACACACACACACACACACACACACACACUCCCUUUCACACCAGCUAAAGUUUUGACAGAGGAGUACGCAAACAACAGUCUUUUGUUCCUGUAAUGAUGCGAGGUGUGUUGGGGGCCCUAGAGUGUUUGGAAGAGUACUUGUAAACACAAACCAACCAACUCCUAGAUGUUGUGGAUAGAGACUGGGCAUGGGUUGUGUGAAAUUACUUAUUGUCCGUGUGUGUGAGUGUGUGUGUGUG